Mixia osmundae IAM 14324 is the source of this 1929-nucleotide messenger RNA. RefSeq lists its product as uncharacterized. Bases 1 to 1929 code for a protein of 642 amino acids. NCBI's taxonomy places the organism in Eukaryota, Fungi, Basidiomycota, Mixiomycetes, Mixiales, Mixiaceae. Gene Ontology annotation, molecular function: sequence-specific DNA binding; DNA-binding transcription factor activity. The transcript is spliced from 3 exons. Gene Ontology annotation, biological process: regulation of DNA-templated transcription. The record is from RefSeq and is a predicted model, not a curated record.
AUGGAGACCAUCGUCCAGUACCAACACUUUCCAACGCCCGCCAGCUUAGAUCGUCCUCCCAAGCUGGUAGAGGCACUCCACCACGGCGGCCCGAGCGCGCUCAUCAGCUCGCCUCUGGCAUCUUAUCGACCCAGCCUUGCCCUGGCCACGCCCUCCUUCACCCAUGCUGCCGCUCGUAUGCGUGCCUACACUACGCCUACGGAGCCCUCUCAACCUAUCUGGCCGACCCCUGAUCCAUGUAUUACAGGCGGCUCUGAUGCCACAUCAGUCAAGCAGACACCUCGCAAUAGGUCGAGGACGAUAGCUCAAGCUCUCGUUCACGAGAUCGAAGUAUCUGCCAAAAAUGCCGACAGCGCAGCCAAAGCUAAGACUACCGAGCAGGACGCUCAGGUCACUCGUCUGCACCAUGCCGAAGCUCAUCAGGUGCAAUUCCCUACGCCGGUCAGCUUGCUAUCUUGUAAGACAGCAUCAUACACCGCCGGUCCAGCUCAGAGCCAUCAUGCGCAUCUCCAUGCACCUAUCGCAACUGGAUCGCCGCCCAUGUCUCGACCCGGUCGCAAGCGUACAUCGACAGAAGUACAGCGUCAGAUUGAGCAUCACAAGAAACGCAUUUCUGAAAUGACGCUACUCAAGAUCCCAGCUCGUGAAUCGUCGGAACGCUCUACGUUCGUCCAAGCUGCCCUCGCUUCGCCAGAUCAGCUCAGUCCACGCGCCUGGCGAUAUCAUCGACGUACAAACAGCAUCUCCAAUGUCGUACCGGAAGCCUCUGUCGUAUCCUCGGCCGGUCUGUCGAAUGCGCAUGCCCCAGCUUAUGCCAAGUCAGCUCUUGGUGCCCCCUUUGGCUAUCCGGCAGGCUAUAGCGAGAUAGAAUAUCGUCAUGCCGUGCCAUUUGUUGGCUCUUUCACUGCUCGCAUUCAUAGCGGGCCUACAAGCUAUUGGCCAACGCCAGACUCGUCACGCGAAAGCGCCGCCUACAAUCCUGCCAACUUUGCUCUGCCUCCGUCACCCACCUUCUCAAGCUCUUCGGCUGCAUCAGAGACAAUAGAGCGUCCACGUAUGCGCACAAAGCGUGGCUACCGCGCGAGCAAAAUACAACAGCUCGCGUCACCUCCUGCAAGUAUAGCUUCCUCGGAUGAGCCCCGUAGAUCAUCGCUCGAAGAUGGCUUGACGCGCAGACAGCAACGCAAGGCCUCUCUAUCUGCCAGAGUCGCAGCUAAUGCACGACCUCGCAAAGUCUCGCCGGCUGAAGUGCUGCCCAUCAAGCGAGCACGCCGCCAGACUCGCAAAGUACAAAGCCCACAGGCAGAAGACGACGUGGAAUCUGUCGCAGACGAAGACGAAGUCGCUCGUAAUGUCAGCAUACCGAUCGAAGAGAUCAAGAUGCACGAGAGCGACCAUGAGGGUGGUACAAUGAAAUUCACUCAGACAAUGUGGAACGCACUCUCAACGGACGCUUAUUAUCCUUUCUUGCGCUGGGAUCCCGUCAAUGGAGCCAACAUCAUGGUUCGCAUGAACUCUCGCGAGAUGCACGCCAAGUUCCUGGCUGUACACUUUGGACACCAAAAUCCGGCCUCAUUCCAGCGCCAGCUGAAUGUCUAUUCCUUCCGACGCUUGCCUCGCUCGGCAAUGUCUGUCAUCCUUGCGCAUCCGAAGAUGAAGGGCCAUCGACCCGACGAAUGGGCUGGCUUCCAUAAUGAGUUCUUCCAUCGCAGUCACAAGGAGUUGCUCAGCAAGAUCCGACCGCAAGCCAAGUCAGGUCGAGCGGCCAACAAGCGCCGAACUGGCAGAAAGUCGGACAGCUUGCCACCCAUCACAAAACGUCAACGCGCCAUGCGAUCGACGAGCAAGCGACGUACUUAUCACGAUGAUGACGAGGAUGAUGAGGAUCAGUCAGAGAAUGGCUACUCGGAUGGCAUGGAGGAGGACUAG